AUGGCCAGUCUGAAGUUCGAUCAUGGCCAGCUGAACUCGAUCAAUGGCCAGUCUCUUCGAUCGAACACUCCUGACCAGACCCCGUCCCUCAUCCUCUCUCUCUCAAAACCACCGUCUCCGCUUCAGAUAGUCGCGUGGUUCCUGCGGCGCCUCGCCCUUCCAACGGCCCAAACCGAAGUAGCGCAAAACAAACUCCACGUCGCCGAACGGCGCCCGGUCGCCCUGCAUCACCACCGUGGGCGUGGCCAGCCCUUCGCCGUUGCCAAGCCCUUGCAACACUUUCUGGGCCACCGCACGCACGUCGGCCACCGUCAAGCGCUCAAUGUGCUCCACCAUCUCGUCCACAGACGUGACCUUGCCCUGGCACUGCACCUGGCGGCCAAUGUCCUCCAACGCCGCAAGCUUGCUCUCCACGUUCAUGAGGAGCGACAGCACCAACUGGUUUUUGGCACGGCGCAACUCCUGCUCGGUGAUGCCGCCGCGGCCAACGUCGGUCUCCAUGACCUUGGCGAGCUCGUGGCACGCAAUCUGCGCCAUGUACUCGGCCUGGUCCACGUAGCACGAGAGCGUGAUGCCGAAAAGACCCAGGUCCGAGUACGCGUGGUGGAAGCACAGGCAGUUUUCCACAAACGGAUACUGGUUGAGCACGCGGAAGAGCCGCAGGAACAUGCCCUUGCCCGGGCCGCCCGCCGAAAACGACAGCCCGCCGCCAAGAAGCUUCUGGAGCGUGGCGAGCGCAUACAAGUCCGAGCUCAAGAGGCCGGCCGACUCGAAGGCGAUCUGCAUGUGCACGAGCGGCGGGAGGUUGGCGUAGCGGGGCGCCACGUACGGAAGCGCAAGCUCGCCGCCGACGUAGGCUGCUGCCUUCUUUGCUUUCUCCUGUUCUGGCUUCUUUUCUGCCUUCCAGUCGCCGAAAAGACUCUGGGCCAUUUUCUCCGCCGCAGCAACGUCAACACCCACCAUGGCCACCACCGUGCGCUCGGGAACGUAGUAGUCGGCGUGAUAGGCCGCCACGUCGCCACGUCCAAGCGCCGCCACGCUCUUGUCCAGGCCGUAGAGCGGCAUGCCCAAGCCCUGGGCGCCGUAGGCGCGCGCGUGGAGCGCCUCGACCAAAUUCACCUCGGGCUUGUGCGCAAGCUCGGCCAACUCGUACGCCGCCGUGGCGCGCGCCUCGCCCACCUCCGCCUCCAGCAAGAGCGGCGCGCGCACCGUCUGCGCCAUACACUCGAGCAUCCGCCCGACGUCCUGGUGGAAAACCAGCGCCUGGUACAACACCAGCUCGCGCUGCGCCCCACACAUGUAGUUGCCGCCCAACCGCGCCAAAAGCUCCAUCAUUUGCACGCCCGUAUGGUUUUGCGUCGACUUGAACGCCAUGCGGUCAAGCAUGUGCGCCACGCCGCUGUUGGCCGCCGUUUCGUGACGGGUUCCGGCGUCUAUGUAUGUGCCCAAGGCCGAAAAGUGGCCGGGCGUCGGGUCGGUCACCACACGGAGCCCGUUGGCAAGCGUGGAGAUGUGCACGGGCAGGGCCUGCUGCAGGCGGGAGAGCCGCCGAAUACUGUUUUUGCUGAUUCCUCGGGAGAUGCGGCCUAG
Messenger RNA from Clavispora lusitaniae ATCC 42720, 1590 nucleotides. NCBI's taxonomy places the organism in Eukaryota, Fungi, Ascomycota, Pichiomycetes, Serinales, Metschnikowiaceae. The record is from RefSeq and is a predicted model, not a curated record.